Messenger RNA from Hevea brasiliensis (rubber tree), 1729 nucleotides. RefSeq names its product transcription factor HHO5. The record is from RefSeq and is a predicted model, not a curated record. The coding region runs from base 236 to 1309 and encodes 357 amino acids. The transcript has 5 exons. NCBI's taxonomy places the organism in Eukaryota, Viridiplantae, Streptophyta, Magnoliopsida, Malpighiales, Euphorbiaceae. Gene Ontology annotation, biological process: regulation of DNA-templated transcription. Gene Ontology annotation, molecular function: DNA-binding transcription factor activity; DNA binding.
CUACGAGUCACCUAUUCAUCCGAGUUACACUCAAAUAUGCGACGACCCGAAAUGUGAGAACCGAAUCUUCGCGUCCCUGAAUCUGAAUUUUAUCUUCUUUCCUCUAUCUCUAUAUAUGGACAGCUGUCUUCUCUUUCUUUAUUCAUUUCCUUGUUCAUCUGGGCAAUGUUAGAAACCAAAAUAGGCAAUAAUUUAGGAGGAAAUAAGAGAUAGAAACAAAAAGGAAGGAAAGAAAAUGGAGUUGAGCUUGGAUUUGAGCUUGGUCUAUGUACCCAAAACGAUUAGUGAGUAUCUUAGAGAGGUUUCCAAGGUUGAAGAUAAUAAUCAGAAAUUAUCAAAGCUUGAUGAUUAUGUGAAGAAAUUAGAAGAGGAGAUGAGAAAGAUUGAUGCUUUUAAACGUGAGCUGCCUCUUUGCAUGCUUCUCUUGAACGAUGCUAUUGUGAGGUUGAAGGAGGAGGCAAUGCAGUGUAGGGAAUUAGAGGAUCGAGCUGGGACAGUGGUGGUUGUACAGAAUUCUGGAGCAGAUACAGGGAGAAACAUAGGAAAUGAUAUGAGUGAUAAGAAGAACUGGAUGAGCUCUGUUCAACUUUGGAGUACUAACGAUAUUAACUCUGAUUCUAAGCAGCAUGACUCAAAAUCAGAAACUAAACAGAGAAGUGAAGAAGAAGAUGAUCGCUCGACUUGUGAGAACCCAAUUCAGUUGUGUAAUUACAGAAGCAAAGGAGGGGCAUUUAUGCCGUUUAAGUCACUUUCUGUGUUUGAAGGGACAGGAAGGAAGGAGGAGAAGGAGGUUGUCUCGCAAGGUACCGGACUCUCUAUUCUGACUCCAGUAUCUGAAUUGGGUUCCGGUAAUUUGAUGUCAAAAAGCAACGGCAAUAUUCAAAUGAAGAUACAGAAUAAACCCCAACCGCAGCAGCAGCCUUCUUACAAGAAACAGAGGCGGUGCUGGUCGCCGGAGCUUCACCGGCGCUUUGUUGAUGCCCUUCAACAACUUGGUGGAUCUCAAGUGGCCACUCCCAAACAGAUAAGAGAGCUUAUGCAAGUGGAUGGCCUCACCAAUGACGAAGUUAAGAGUCACUUGCAAAAAUACAGGCUUCAUAUCCGUAAACUUCCUGCUUCUUCAGCUCCUCAAGCAAAUGACUUAUGGAUGGCUCAAGAUCAAUGCAAAGAUCCAUCAAAAUCAACUAUUUCAGAGUCUAAUUCUCCUAAAGGACCCUUCCAUGGAUCUGGAUCUGCCAAAGAUAUCUCUAGUACUGGAGGCAACAGCAUAGAAGUGGAAGAUGAUGACGAAUCGGAGAGCCAUAGUUGAACCGGUAGGCUGCAAAAUGCAGGAGAAGUUGAUGUAUAGCAGUAACUAAACUGAUUCUGAUACCCAUGAAUUUUGCAGCUACAAGUAUACAUGGGCAAUCAGGUUGUAAAAAUAAGAAUAAUGAAGUUGACAGGUAUAAGAUUCAAGAUUGGAGUUAAAUUUUUUCUUCUUUAACUAAGAGAUGAUAGACUAAAUCUCGAAAAAGGAUCAUGUAGUCGACCCCAACUAGGUUGGGAUUAAGACUUCUUGUUGUUUUUUAACUAAGAGAUGCUAUAUACAUCAAAGAGGAUAUAAUAGAUUCUGCGGAUAUUUAUGGGUGGGGUUUAGAUUUUCUCCAAUCUUGAGUUCUGUCUUCCUAUCUGAUCUUUGUUGUUCAUCAGUUCAUGUAAUGCAUAUUAAUGGAUUCUAGGAUGUUUCAUC